Molecule: messenger RNA, 4059 nt
Organism: Neoarius graeffei (lesser salmon catfish)
Lineage: Eukaryota; Metazoa; Chordata; Actinopteri; Siluriformes; Ariidae
Gene: palb2
Product: partner and localizer of BRCA2
Exons: 13
Coding region: 261-3857 (1198 amino acids)
Biological process (GO): double-strand break repair via homologous recombination
Cellular component (GO): nucleoplasm
Molecular function (GO): DNA binding; protein binding
Source: RefSeq, a predicted model, not a curated record
GCGGGAACUUUGUCAUGGCUGGCUGUGAAGACGUUUAUCGACUUCACAGAUUUACAAUAAGAUUCUUAACUGAACAAUAACAUAAUUUUUAUCCAACAUGUAAUCAUUCUGCUUCGGUAGUACAACUAUUUCAGCCCGGUAUUUGCCUGUUUUUCUUUCGCGCUACGCUUUAAAACCUACCCUUAGCUGUUAGCUAGCUAGUAAAACUUUAGUGCCUCAGCUAUGGUGGAAUCCUAAAUAGCGCCGUGUUCCCUUUCAGAAUGUCAGAGGAAAAUUUAACGAGCCAAGAUAAAGAAGAACUAAAGAGGCGACUGGUGCUGCUGCAGAAAGAGUAUGAGAGAACGGCACAGAGAUUACAGCGUGCUGAGCGGAGGGAGGCGGUGCGUAAGCAUGUCCAGAACACAAUCUCAGAGCAAAACCAGCUGCUGCACAUCAACGUGCCAUCCGUAUUGGAACAAAGCUCCUCUUCUUCCCCGGAGCAGUUUUCUAACCAGAAUGUUCCUUCAGACACAACUAAGGUCCGUUUCCAUCUUCCUGAUGCCUCUCCGUUUUCCACUCUGACAUGUAAACGAAGCCCGUCUCGAACUCACCGUCUCCGUUCCAAGCGCAGCCGUCUGCGUCUGCAGAUCAGGGAGAGACUGUCUGAUACUGAAGAGAGUCAAGAAAAGACAGAGGAGAGGUGGAGGGAAGAGCGAGGAGAGACGGAGAGCGAGCGUGAAUGGACCGGUGAGGAGAAGGACGUGGAGAGAGGAUGGACUGAAGAGGAGAAGACAGAACUGUUGAAGGGUGGAUUGCAGAAAAAUGAAGACAGUUUGACACCAGUAAAUCUCCAAUCAGCAUCAAAGAGUUCCUCUGUCAGCCAAUCACCUCUAACGAAGCUGUUAGGAGUUAAUGACCCUCCUGCUGACCAAUCAGCUCUCAGAAAUUCCCCAUCAACCUCCUACCAUUCCAAGUCCAGUGAUCAUUCCAACUCAUCCAAUGAAACUUCAAGUCAGUCCUGCGCCGAGACUGUUAACGAUGCAGAGAAAAGUCCAGGAAGCGUAGGUUUCUUGACUUCCUGCACCUUAAUCGAAGGCUUGCCGUUUCCUGUCGAGUAUUACGUUCGUACCACCAGGCGAAUGGCGUCGGCUCACAGGUCUGUGGAUCUGAACGCUGUAAUCCAGAGCCAGCUCUCAAACGGGCGGGGCAGACGACGGUCAAGCAGAGGUCACGUUACCUCACAACCCUCGUCUGAAAAACCUCCGGGAAAAAGCAGAUGUAAAAAAACAGGUCCGCGAGGACACAGGAGAGCAGCCGAAUCCUAUUCAUCUGUUCAGUCCGAGUCCCUCCUCCAAUCUCCGUCUUCCCUUCCCGAGCCAAUCCCGUCACCCAAACUGCCCUCAGGCCCCGCCCCGGAUUCUCAGCUUCACCUCAGAUGUGAGCUCUCACCAGAUUCGGAGGUGUAUCCGGUUUGCAGGAAGAAGCGUAGACGGGCUGGCGUGUCUCGUUCUCAGAUUCCUGCAAGAAUUCACGAUUCCUCACAUCUUCUGCUUUCAUUAACGUCUCUCACUCAGGCUCUGAGAGCGAAGGAUUUCCGAAUCCUCAGUGGUCUGCUAACGGUAUUCGACGUACAGGAUUUUCACCUACCGGACGACGAGUUUGGCCAGCUGAAGCUGGAGCGGCUUUGCUCAUCCUCUUCUAACGCUGGAUUAUUCGCGUACAACGCGUGCUUCAGAAAGAUUGGGAGUAUAUCUGCAGGUGGACAGGUAGAAAAUGAGAAGGUUGUUCUGGACCCAUCACCACACUGUGCUUCUUCAAAAAGUAGGCUUCCUUUGGCGUUCACCGAGGCGGAGAACGCCGACCAAUCAGAGCGUGAGCUCACGAGCCAAGCUCUCGAUAAGACGCAAGAAGAUCUUUUACAGAGCUCGAUCACAAACCAAGCAGAAGGGCACCUCAACAGAGGAGGUGAAAAACCAACACAGCAAAUCAAGCCAAAUGAUCCUCACACACUCUCAGCUAACAGGAGGUUAAUGCUCGACCUGAGCAUGUCCUUGACCUCACACACCCAGAACGAUCACAAUCCUCCACUCAUCUCAUUGGGUCACACCCCUAACCCUUCCUCAGAGCUCACGCCUUCACUCUCGUCUCCUGAUCAGGAUGUCGCCUCGAAACAAUCCGAUGUGGAAGUGAAUAACAGAACGCCGGAAAAGGCAAAUGAAGAAAUCGCCAACGUUUCAGUAAGCUCGAAAGUUCAUAUACAGAGUCGUGAUGCGUCUGAGCAUACUUACAGCAGGAGUUAUAGUUCUCAUGUUUCUAAAAUGGAGGCUGAGCCGGCGAACAAGGUCUUGAUAAACGCUGAAGUGGAGAGACAAGGUUGUGAUGCUUCUGGUGAAAAAAGUCCAAUGCUGGGGAACAUCAGCACACGGGGAAAAACCGCAGAAAUUCCCAAACUGACAAACGAAGUCCUGAUUUGCUCAGAAACGGAGAGCCAGCAUCAUGCCACUUGUGCGCUUUCCCAAAAUCAGUGCCCUUAUUCCCAAACUGGCCUGCCUCUUUCUCAGAAUAACCUCGCUCUUUCUCCAAAUGGCCACCUAAAGGAGCCUGUGUUGAAAACGAAGACUCCAGAUACCGAUGACCUUUACACAAUCUCUGAGCUGCAUUUUUCUUCCCAAACGCCAACAACUAAAACGUCACCAUGUGAAGAUAUUGACAACGUGUUGCACAACGAGACCUCAGCACUUCCUGUUGCCUCCGCCAAUCAGAGCGAAGAGAGCGAUGUUACUUUAUCUUUAAAUUUAGUUAAAACCAGUCAAACACGCACUCAAGAUUCCCAGAAACAACAUGUGGAACUCCUUUCCUGUGGAUCUCUCCAGAAAACUCAUACACUCAAGGCACUGGAUGGAGGGUGUGUGCUGGAUGUGUGUUUGGUGCGAUGGCAGUCUGAUGACUGGUGUGUGUGUGUGGCCGGAGAGUGGAGUGUGUGUGUUUGGAAACAGAAAGCUGGAGCUCAGCAGUGGAAUCUUCUGUACACUUGGACCUUUACACAAUCAGUGAUCUCCCUUCAGGGGAUUCCGGACUCUUCUGCUCUGCUGUGUGUGUGUUUGGGGAGGCUGGAGAUCACAGAGGCAAGGAUACUGUACUGCCCCAGUACAGACAGUGAGUUCUCUCAGGCUGAGCUGUAUAAAGGAGCUCUGCAGGCAGUACUCGCUGUCUCUGAUCACAGGGUGACGUGUUGCUCUGCUCCGGGACCUCAGCAAAACAUCCAGGUGUUUACACUCACUCGGGAUGGCAGGAUCACAGAAACUGUGCCCCUGGUCUCCACUUAUCAGACCAUUCAGACCCUGGUGGUGGUGGAGAGGGAAAAAGACGCUCUGAUUGGUUGGACCGAACACAAGAGUCUCCUCAUAUGGAACAUGAAAUCAGGCCAGCUGCUUCAGACGAUUCGCCUGGCGGGGAGUGUUUCCACGGCAACCUGUCUGAGAGGAUACUCCUACAGGGGUGUGCUGUGUGUGUUACUGCAGCAAGGGAGUGCGUGCCACGAAGAAACCAGUUCCACACUUUUCACUCUGAUCGCCACAAAUCCACUCACAGGAAAAUAUUUCACUCUGAACACCAUCACCACCCCAUCAGCUCCCACAGAGAGGUUGAUAGACGGUGAUGUGUGUGAAUCUGCGCUCGUGGGUGUUUUCCAGUCAGGUUUGGCUAUCUGGAACCUCACAGGGGGCGUGGCCUGUGUGUAUGCAAACGAGCCCGCAGAAGUGUGCCGCCUGGUGCGGUGGGCGGGGCCGAACACACUCCUCACCGGAUACCUGAACGGGGACGUUAACAUCUAUCAGUUUAAACCUCCAGAGGACAGAAGGGAGUUAAAGGACUCUUAAUGAGAACAGCACGUUUCAGAAAAUAAAUGAUCCAAAAGAAGGUCUAUAACCUGAGACAAGAUUUCCUUCAGUUCAAUAAAAUGCACGUCUAAUACACGCAGCAUGCACUAAAUGUUUGUGAUAAAUUUAAUAUGUUCUGUUUCAGGAUGACUGAAGUUUCAAUUUUACUUGCAAAAUAAAUAUUACUUUUAGAAGCACAUUA